Lycium ferocissimum is the source of this 730-nucleotide messenger RNA. RefSeq lists its product as uncharacterized. The transcript is spliced from 2 exons. NCBI's taxonomy places the organism in Eukaryota, Viridiplantae, Streptophyta, Magnoliopsida, Solanales, Solanaceae. The record is from RefSeq and is a predicted model, not a curated record. Gene Ontology annotation, molecular function: zinc ion binding. The coding region runs from base 185 to 691 and encodes 168 amino acids.
AAAAAAAAAUAAUUUUUGGAACCAAACUAACUCAUUAAAAAAAAAAAAAAAGAAUCAAAGUAGGCUUCACGCACAGAAUCUGUGCGUGAAACCCCUAACAAAAACCCCUCCCAUUUCCAGCAUACUCUUCUCUUUCAUUUCCUCCAUUUUCACCCUUUCAACACACUUUUGCACUCCCAAAAACAUGUCUCAAAGUUUUGAAACUUCAAAGUUUGCUAUACAACCCCAUAUUUGUGAAUGCAAUUAUUACUGUAAACUAAAAACGUCAAAGACCCAAGAUAAUCUGGGUUUCUGUUUUUGGCGUUGUAAAGUGCUGGAAGAUAUGGGCGGUUGCAAACACUUUCGGUGGGAAGAUAGCAUUCACGUGGAUAAAACGGUGGCGAUGAAGUUUCAAAAUUCACUUUUUGAUAGAGAUACCGCGACUUCAUGUAUCUCUAGAGAUACCGCGACUUCACGUAUCUCUAGAGAUACCGCUAAGUUGGACUCGCAAUUUAAGCUGGUGGAAGCUGAAGAAAAAAUUGAACUUUUGGAGGUCUUGCUCACCGGUUCCCAAAAAAAACGAAUUUCUUUGAAGGCUAAACUUAGAGACACUCAACACGAGAAAAUAGCUUUGAAAGAAAAACUUAAAUUGUGGAAGAUUAUUUGUGCUAUCUUGUUGUUGUUCAUUAUAUAUAUGUAUUUUGUUUAUUAAGUUUAAUAUUUUUAUGGAUUAUGUUUUUUACUAGUUGUA